AUGAAAGUUGGCGACUUUGCAGAUCAGUGGACUGCACAGAUGGGAUUCCCGCUUGUAACUGUGCAAACUUUCAACAGCACUCAUGUCAAGAUUACACAAGAACGUUACAAGAAGAAUCCUAACGCUGGGGAUCCGGAAAAAUAUGCGAAUCCCAAAUAUGGAUUUAAAUGGGAUAUUCCCAUUUGGUAUCAGGAAGCCGAUUUAGCAAUACAAUUAGACUGGCUAAGAAGAGGUAAAUGCAAGCGAUAA
Molecule: messenger RNA, 249 nt
Organism: Strongylus vulgaris
Lineage: Eukaryota; Metazoa; Nematoda; Chromadorea; Rhabditida; Strongylidae
Source: the annotation of a GenBank genome assembly